This is a messenger RNA of Rana temporaria (common frog), 1154 nucleotides long. RefSeq names its product deoxyribonuclease 1 like 3 (gene DNASE1L3). The record is from RefSeq and is a predicted model, not a curated record. The transcript is spliced from 8 exons. Gene Ontology annotation, cellular component: nucleus. The coding region runs from base 102 to 989 and encodes 295 amino acids. Lineage: Eukaryota; Metazoa; Chordata; Amphibia; Anura; Ranidae. Gene Ontology annotation, molecular function: DNA nuclease activity. Gene Ontology annotation, biological process: DNA catabolic process.
UGUUUGAUUACACAGGAGCUUUCACAGGCAAGGUCUAGCAGAAUUUUCAUUUUGGGAGAGACGCAAGGCGCUGGAAAAGUCCUUCCUCCAUACAGAGAGCCAUGAAGUCAGUCGCUUUGCUGCUUGCCUUGUGUUUCUCUGGGGCCACGAGCCUCCGUAUUUGCUCCUUUAAUGUACAAAUAUUUGGAGAGGCCAAGUGCUCCAAGAGGGAAGUGAUGACCGUGCUACACAAGAUUGUCUCUCGCUGUGACAUAAUGCUGCUAAUGGAGAUUAGAGACAGCAAAGACGUAGCCAUACACGCUCUAAUGGCAAAACUCAACAGCUUAAAAAAAGUGAAUAAAUUCAACUUGAUCAUUAGCGAGAGACUUGGUCGCAGUAUGUCCAAAGAGCAAUACGCCUUUAUAUAUAGGAAGAAUGUAGUGACAGUGGCAGACUUUUAUCAGUAUAAAGACCAGCAGGAUGGAGAUGUGGACGUCUUUUCAAGAGAACCAUUUAUUGUCUGGUUUAAAUCCUUAAAUACAGAAGUGAAAGACUUUGUCAUCAUCCCCCAGCACACAGUGCCUGAGGACGCCGUUCGUGAGAUUGAUGAACUCUAUGAUGUUUAUCUCGAAGUCCGACAGAAAUGGAACACAGAGAACAUCAUCUUCAUGGGAGAUUUUAAUGCCGGCUGCAGUUAUGUUCCCAAGAAGUAUUGGAAAAACAUCCGCCUGAGGACCAAUCCUGAGUUUGUCUGGUUACUUGGAGAUAAAACGGAUACAACAGUCAGAAGCAAGACUAGCUGUGCCUAUGACAGGAUUGUUCUGCAUGGUAACGAUCUGAUCAGCUCUGUGAUACCAGACUCUGCAACUGUGUUUGAUUUCAUGCGGGCGUACAGGCUAACAGAGGAACAGGCCCUGGAGGUCAGUGAUCACUAUCCCGUGGAGUUCCAGCUGAACGAGUCUAAUCAUUUUGCCCGUAAAACAUCUAGAAGACGAGAUGGAAGAAGAUGAUGUAUUUUACGCUUGGAGGAAGACGUUUAUAUAUUUUACUCUAAGUGCUUGAUGUUAGGCCCAGAUUUGUAUCAAUAUAUAGUCCAGACAUAUAUAGCUAGAUUCACAUAGAGUUAGGUCGGCGUAUCAGUAGAUACGCCGACCUACCUCCGAAUCUGCACUGAC